Messenger RNA from Phoenix dactylifera (date palm), 1680 nucleotides. RefSeq names its product putative serine/threonine-protein kinase PBL7. Gene Ontology annotation, biological process: protein phosphorylation. The record is from RefSeq and is a predicted model, not a curated record. Gene Ontology annotation, molecular function: ATP binding; protein kinase activity. Lineage: Eukaryota; Viridiplantae; Streptophyta; Magnoliopsida; Arecales; Arecaceae.
CCUCUUUUAAUCGGAGUCCUUCCUCUUUAUUUCCUCUGUCACUCUCUUUUUCUCACUCUUUUUCGUGAGAGAGUUAAAAGAGGGGAAGGGAAGAAGGGCUCGAGGACGAUCGGUGGGAAGGGAAUAUGGGGUGCUUUCCGUGCGCCGGAGAGCCGAGCAAGAAGGGCAAGGAGAAGGAUCAGAUCCUACCGGACUCAGAGAAGUCAAAAUCCAAUUCCUCGUCAGAUGUAAAGAAACAGAGCUCACAGGAUGCAAAAGAGGCCUCAAAUGAUGGAUCUGAACAUAUUGCUGCUCAGACAAUUACAUUUCGUGAACUGGCUGCAGCAACCAAGAAUUUCAGACCUGAUUGCCUCUUAGGAGAAGGAGGCUUUGGCCGAGUUUAUAAGGGCAAGUUGGAUAGUAUUAACCAGAUUGUGGCUAUAAAGCAGCUUGACCGUAAUGGCUUGCAAGGAAACCGAGAAUUCCUUGUUGAAGUUCUGAUGUUGAGUCUACUUCACCACCCUAAUCUUGUUAACCUAAUUGGCUAUUGUGCUGAUGGAGAUCAGAGGCUUUUAGUUUAUGAGUACAUGCCACUAGGAUCCUUGGAAGAUCAUCUUCAUGACCCUUCUCCGGACAAGAAGCGGCUUGACUGGAACACAAGAAUGAAAAUAGCUGCUGGUGCAGCUAAAGGAUUAGAGUAUUUGCAUGAUAAGGCCAAUCCUCCUGUUAUAUACCGUGAUCUGAAGUGCUCCAACAUUUUGCUUGGGGAGGGAUAUCAUCCCAAGUUAUCCGAUUUUGGCUUGGCAAAGCUUGGUCCUGUUGGUGAUAAAACUCAUGUUUCCACUAGGGUGAUGGGUACUUACGGAUAUUGUGCACCUGAAUAUGCGAUGACUGGACAACUGACACUAAAAUCAGAUGUUUAUAGCUUUGGGGUUGUUCUUCUGGAGCUUAUCACUGGAAGAAGGGCUAUUGACAAUUCUAGAGCUUCAGGGGAGCACAAUCUCGUUGCAUGGGCACGACCCCUUUUCAAGGACAGAAGGAAAUUCCCACAGAUGGCCGACCCAAUGCUUCAGGGCCAGUACCCUGUGCGAGGCUUAUACCAGGCUCUUGCUGUUGCUGCUAUGUGUGUUCAGGAGCAGCCUACCAUGAGGCCUUUAAUAGCUGAUGUGGUUACUGCUCUCACUUACCUUGCUUCCCAAAUUUACAGCCCUGAAGCUCAGUCAAAUCAAAAUGCUUCUCGUUUGACAGCACCAGGUACUCCACCCCGAACGAGAAGGGACAGUGAGAAGAGACCAAGUGGCGGAUCUGAAAGAGACCAGUUGAGGGGACUAAAGUGAAAUCAUCCAUUGCUUUUGGCAAUGCAAAUAAUGAAUUCUUCAUAAAUGCUUCAAUUCCACCUGCCUUUCUACCAUCUCCUGACGCCAGAACAAUGAAAAGUUUUGCCUUGCAGUUUCUGGUGCAGAUCCCACCUUUACUCUUUUGGCUGGCUAGUAGGUGUCUGGUAAUCAAAUUUUGUAUCAUUUUCAGAAAACAGGUGCACCCUGUUUGAUUCAUGUCUAAAUUUUUCUAGGAAAUGCCUUUUUUUUUUCCUCCCCCCUUUUUCUCUUUGCUGUUGUACAUGCGAUUUCAGGUCCCUGUAGUUAAACGCUUCUGUUCAGACACCUCGCUCUUUUAUUGAUGUUCGUAUUAUUUUUUUUCUAA